Messenger RNA from Adineta steineri, 1395 nucleotides. NCBI's taxonomy places the organism in Eukaryota, Metazoa, Rotifera, Eurotatoria, Adinetida, Adinetidae. The record is from the annotation of a GenBank genome assembly.
AUGGCUUGGGUAGAACGAAUGAUACCAUCUGAACAAGAUGAACAAUUUGAAAGCUGGAGAAAAGAAUUUCAACAAGAACGUUUAUUACGUAUUGUUCGUGAACGUGAAAUUAUGAAAGAAACAGCUAAACGAUGCAAAUCAUAUCAAGCACGUGAACAAGAAGCUAAUGAAGCAAUUGAACGAAAACGUCAAGCUAUUUUAGCACAACGUAAAGCAGCAACUGUACAAGCAACAAUGAGAUUUCAACGUAAUUUACCAGGAUUUACUGUGAUGGAUCCAGAUAAAUUUGAUCGAGCCAUAGAAACUAUAACCGGUCGUCAGUUAUCGAAUCGAUCUACACCAAGACGAGUAACAACACAACAACACCAGCAACAACAACGACCGAAAUCAAAUAUAACAUUUCGACGAUCAAUUUCAAUGGAAGAAUUAGGAUCACAACAAUAUCAACAACAACAAAUCACUAAUCCUUAUAAAACUGAACAAAGACAUCAAACGAUUUUAGCUCGAACAAAUUCUGUUACACAUAUACCACAACAUACUAAUCAAGUACAAUAUACAUCACCAUUACAAGAAGUUCAACGUCGUGUUUUAAAUGAUUUUGCUGCUCAAGUACAAUCUACUAUUAAUCAACAACAGCAGCAGCAACAGCAACAAUUCGAUGAAACAAAUACAUGGGAUCGUGAAAGUAUUGAUAGUCUAGAAGAAUCAAAUAGUUAUCAACCACAACAAAUUAUAUCUUCACAUAAUAUUAGUGGUCCUAUUGUUCGGCCAACUCAAAUUAUCAAUAUUCAAACAAAACAAACUCAGCAGCCUUCAACUGUAAAUAAUUCAGCUUUUAAAACUAUGACAAUUGAUGAUCAACAAGAAAUAUUACGUCGAAGUUAUCAUGAAAGUUUUUUUGUUAAAAAUACACCUGUAACUGGUAAUGAACAAGUUAAUGCAUGGUUAGGUGCUGGUAAAAUAUCAUUACUACAAAAUAAACAUACUGAUAUUAUUGAUAAACCUUCAUCACUUGAUGGAACAGAUUCAGAAAUCAAUGGAAGAAGAAAAAGUAUACUUAAACGAUCACCUUCUGUUGAUAGUAAUAGUAAAAAUUCAGUUAAGAAUACAAAACAAAUCGUACCACCAAAAAAACCAAUUGCUCCACAAACACGAACAAUUGGAGAAAAAUCACGUGUGAAAGAUAGUUUAGAUGUGAUCAAUACAAAAUUAUUGAAGGAAAUAGAAAUACAAAAAAAAACAGUUCGAUUUGCAUCAGAUACUGAUAGUGAACGAUGUGCAUCAGAUACUCGACUUGUUAAACAAUCUGAUCGUGAUAAUGAACAACAAACGCCUUUACGUCGUAUACAAUCAGCUGCAAUUUUAACACUACCUAAUCGUCCUCCUAUAAAGUAA